AUGAGCGUGUCGGCUAAUGAAGUGGUGCUAGAGGAACCGCAGAAGAUCUUUCUUCACCUGGAUGACGUGCUAGUCAUCUCAGAUGCCGACGACGAUGGCCUGUUUGAGUGCGCGGAGGCUAUACGCUCAGACUAUCAUAUGGAACCAAAAAUGGCAACAUACGUGUUCUUGUUCAAGGGGCACCACGGGAAAGAGAAAAAAAAUGUCACUUUCCACUUAAAGCCGGGCGCCACUCCGGACAGAAUCAUCAUGUAUUUCGACAACAAUGCUGAAGAGGAAUUCGAAGCCCAAUAUUUGUACACGGAUUAUAGAACCUGCGCUGUUGUUAAAGGCCCCUACGAAGGUGAAAGGUGCCUACUACUGGUGUCCAAGGAUAUGGCAGAAGACGUACCAGAGUCCUGCUUAUCGAAUUUCGAAGACACCUGCGGUGUGGCAGGCAACUUGUACAGCAAAGAGCUGUGUCCGGAUGACGAAUAAUACAUUUCGAGUGCUGCAGCUCACUUUGUAGGGCUAAGUCCUGAAGUUCGGUUCUUUUACUUGCGCCGCAGCUCAGUUAUUCACAUUUAAUACAGCAGCGCUCUUUUUCUAGCACACAUUUUAGCUGAAUCCAUUCGCCGUCAAAGCCGAAGAAUCGACGGGCAUACGUGCAGUGGCAAUAUUCCCGAAGCCGGCGAUUUGCCGGGUUGCCGAGUUUAGAAU
Messenger RNA from Dermacentor andersoni, 699 nucleotides. The record is from RefSeq and is a predicted model, not a curated record. Lineage: Eukaryota; Metazoa; Arthropoda; Arachnida; Ixodida; Ixodidae.